AGCUGUUCAAGCACUACCACUUUCCACCACACUUCAAUGUCAUCCCCUCCUGUUCAACAAGAUCUCGAUCCAGUCCCUACGUCUUCAUCAAGUCUGUUUUUCAAAAAGAAACGCAAGACUCCUAGCAACCUCAAGUCACAUACACCGAUACCCGCAGAUCACACAUCAGCUGCAGACGACCCAGACACUCAACCCGAUUCAGCCGACGAACAUUUAUCAGAAUCUGGAUCUACCCCGACUAUCGAAGAGAUCAUCGCGCUCCGGAAGCUCAAAAAGUCUCGUGGUGGAAUUGAUCUUGAAAGAUUGAACGCAGGUCAACCUAAGAAGAAGAAAAAGAAACGUACCACUAAAGGUGCAACAGAAGCAGAAGAGCAGAUUGAUCAACCGGAUAUCGAAGAAUAUGGAGUACAGGAUGGUUCUGCACAAAAGGACGAUAGGAUGGAAGAAGAAGAACCUGAAGACGAAGAUGCUAGAGCUCGCAAGAUCAUCAAAUCCAACAACUUCACACAACAAACGAACACCUUGGACGUCGACAAGCACAUGAUGCACUACAUCGAAGAAGAGUUGAAACAACGACGAAAAGCUGCCAUUGCGGCAGGUGCAGAUGAGUCAUCAGAGCCAAUUCUCACAGGCGCAGAAGCUGUCGCCUCACUGGAUCCACGUGAUGAACUUUACAAAAUUGCUGAAAAGUAUCGCAUUGAUAGAAAGCCAGUAGUGGAAGGCAAUGUGACGCUGAGUGCUACAAUGUUGACUUCAAUCCCUGAAGUGGACCUCGGAAUCGAUACCCGGAUUAAAAACAUCGAGGCCACUGAAAAGGCAAAACGCAAACUAGCCGAUGAACGCCUCUCCAAUGCACAAUCUUCUAGACCUUCCCAUUCUUCUUCCUCUGUAAAUGCUGAUCCCAACAAGGAACAUUUUGCUGCCGAUCGAUUCUUAUUACCCAAUCACCUCAAGCAGCAAAAUUGGGCUUCAGAUGUUGACUCACUUCAAAUUGCUAGAUUAGAGAAUGAAGGUUUAAGCGCAGAGGCAGAAGCGAUGAGGAAGGAUAUGAAGAAACGUGCUUAUCAGUUGAAGUAUGGUAAUAACAAUCAUGGUGGUUCAGGUCAACGAAAUCAUGGGGCAAAGGGUACACAGGUUGCAACAGAUGAUAGGGCAGUUGAAAACUUUCGGAAACGGAUGGGUGGACGUCGGUAGCGUGUGGAUGACAUUCUUUUUUUGGUUUUCUUGACAAAACAGAAUGUUGGCUCUCACGUCAGAUCAUUGUAACGUUAUAGUGUUUCUAUUGUGUAAUGAAUUUCCAAUCUCUGUUGCAAGUU
Molecule: messenger RNA, 1316 nt
Organism: Melampsora larici-populina 98AG31
Lineage: Eukaryota; Fungi; Basidiomycota; Pucciniomycetes; Pucciniales; Melampsoraceae
Exons: 5
Coding region: 37-1194 (385 amino acids)
Biological process (GO): mRNA splicing, via spliceosome
Cellular component (GO): spliceosomal complex
Source: RefSeq, a predicted model, not a curated record